AUGUCCCAUAGAAAAUUCGAAGCUCCGAGACACGGUUCUCUUGCGUUCCUCCCCAGGAAGCGUGCCGCCCGUCACAGAGGAAAGGUUAAGUCCUUCCCCAAGGAUGACCAGAAGAAGCCUGUCCACCUCACCGCUGCCCUCGGAUACAAGGCUGGUAUGACCACCAUUGUCCGUGAUCUUGACCGACCCGGUGCCAAGAUGCACAAGCGUGAGAUUGUUGAGGCCGUCACUGUCAUUGACACUCCUCCUAUGAUCGCUGUCGGUGUUGUCGGAUACAUCGAGACUCCCCGUGGUCUCCGCUCUUUGACCACCGUCUGGGCUGAGCAUCUCUCAGAUGCCGUCCGCCGUCGUUUCUACAAGAACUGGUACAAGUCAAAGAAGAAGGCUUUCACCAAGUACGCCAAGAAGCACGCUGGUGAGGGUAAGGCCAUUGCCCUUGAGCUUGAGCGUAUCAAGAAGUACUGCACCGUCGUCCGUGUUCUCGCCCACUCCCAGGUCCGCCUCACUCCUCUCAAGCAGAAGAAGGCCCACCUUAUGGAGAUCCAAGUCAACGGUGGCACCGUUGACAAGAAGGUCGACUUCGCCCGCGACCUCUUCGAGAAGCCAAUUGAGAUCAGCGAUGUUUUCGAGCAGGAUGAGAUGAUCGACGUUAUUGCCGUUACCAAGGGUCACGGUUUCUCCGGUGUUACAUCAAGAUGGGGCACCAAGAAGCUGCCAAGGAAGACACACAAGGGUCUGAGGAAGGUCGCUUGUAUUGGAGCCUGGCAUCCGGCUCACGUGCAAUGGACUGUUGCCCGUGCUGGUCAAGACGGUUACCACCACCGUACCUCCGUCAACCACAAGAUCUACCGUAUCGGAAAGGCUGGCGAUGCUGGUAACGCCUCUACCGAGUUCGACGUCACCAAGAAGACUAUCACUCCUCUUGGUGGUUUCCCCCACUACGGUGAGGUCAAGAACGACUUUGUGAUGAUCAAGGGUUCAUGCCCUGGUGUCAAGAAGAGAGUCAUGACCCUCAGGAAAUCCAUGUUCAUCCACACUUCUCGCCGAUCCCUCGAGAAGGUCGACCUCAAAUGGAUCGACACCUCAUCCAAGUUCGGUCACGGACAGUACCAGACCAAAGAGGAGAAGCACGCUUUCUUGGGAACCCUCAAGAAGGAUAUUGCCUCUGCUUAA
Morchella importuna is the source of this 1173-nucleotide messenger RNA. RefSeq lists its product as uncharacterized. Gene Ontology annotation, cellular component: cytosolic large ribosomal subunit; ribosome. Gene Ontology annotation, molecular function: RNA binding; structural constituent of ribosome. Lineage: Eukaryota; Fungi; Ascomycota; Pezizomycetes; Pezizales; Morchellaceae. The record is from RefSeq and is a predicted model, not a curated record. Gene Ontology annotation, biological process: ribosomal large subunit assembly; translation. Bases 1 to 1173 code for a protein of 390 amino acids. The transcript is spliced from 7 exons.